This is a messenger RNA of Homarus americanus (American lobster), 8319 nucleotides long. Its product is annotated as sestrin-3-like. The record is from RefSeq and is a predicted model, not a curated record. The coding region runs from base 283 to 1854 and encodes 523 amino acids. NCBI's taxonomy places the organism in Eukaryota, Metazoa, Arthropoda, Malacostraca, Decapoda, Nephropidae. Gene Ontology annotation, biological process: cellular response to L-leucine; positive regulation of macroautophagy; negative regulation of TORC1 signaling. The transcript has 10 exons. Gene Ontology annotation, molecular function: L-leucine binding; oxidoreductase activity, acting on peroxide as acceptor. Gene Ontology annotation, cellular component: nucleus.
UCUCAGCUGAGUGUCGGUGCGGUGGUGCUGUAGACGUGUUUCCUCUUGAGGUGAAGUCUUAUCGUUUCAUUAUAUUGAGACACCCUGGGGAAUAAGCUGACUGUUAUUCCCCAUGGAUCUCUGAAGAAAAUAUCACUGCCUGUCACUGAUAACAAACUUAUAUUUAUGAAAAAAAUGAACUGAAAUGUUUUGUUCUUGCUGAACAAGUAUUCGCCAAAGAUUUUGGAGAGAAAUAGGAGAUAACAGCAACAACAGUGUUUGUUAAACAAUAGUCAAUAGAAAAUGGGACAUCUUGUAGAGCAAUCUGAGGUGGCAGCCAUUGAAACCCAAGUGAGCAAGGCAACCACAACUUCUGCAACAGCAUCAUCUCCCCAACAGACACAGCAAGUGCAGCUGGGCCCAGUGCACCUAUCACAAGCACAGCAGCAGCAGCAGGGGGAGCAACAGAGGCAGAGUGGUAGGGGCGAGGGGCAAGCUGGACAGGGACAGAACCAUCUGGCUCACACUCUGUCCUGCCAUGUUCCACGUCACUCACUCGCCAAACACUCACAACUCCAGCAGAGAGUUGAUGAGACUGAGGGAGAAAAAGGUGAGAAUAAUGAGGAAGAAGGGAAUGAAGAAGAGGAGAACGGAUGGUGGGCAGAGCGGGUAGUGGGUGUGCUGGGCGGCCUGGGUGACUAUGGUGACACCUGGUACCGUAGCCAUGCCCACCUCCUCCAUGGUGAUGGCCCCUUACCCCACACCUGGCGUCUCUAUGUUGCUGCUCUGGCUGUGUGUCGCCAUGAAGUUGGGUGGUUGAUGCAAGCACUGCUCACAGACUUUCGUAAUUCUGGAGGAGAUAUUCGUUGGAUUGCUGGAUUACAUCAUGCCCCACCUAAAAUUUUUGCACUGGUCCCUAUUAAUAACCUAUUAGCACAUCGUCCUUGGCUUCUUAUGCCACAACAUAUUCAGGAAUUAACAAAAGGUGAAGAAAGCUGGUCUCUUGGUGAACUCUGCCAGGCUCUCUGUAUCAUGACCCACUUCCAUGCCCUGGCUACCUUUCUACAUGGCUGUGGACUCUCUAACCCUCCCAGAUCUUCAAAGAAAGAUGAAGGACAAGUGGUUGAAAGAGAAGACUGCAGCAAUGGUAAACCUACCACAACAGCUUUGCAAAGCAGACAGGGUUGUCCAGAACCUCCCCAUGGUACCAACUCCAAUGUAAACUGCAAAUUGAUCUCCAGAUCACAAACUAAAAAGGGUAAAGCAGGAGACAGUACCAGACAUGGAAUACGAGCAUAUGCUCACCUUACAGUAAAUCCAACCUUAACCUAUGAAGACUUUAAUGGCAAUGAUGAAUCCCGCAUCCCAUCUUUUUCUGUCCAUGAGUACAAUUGGCAAGAUCAUGGAUAUGCAAUGUGCUCACGGCUUUUAGGAGAGGUUGGUGCCUUCCUAGAUGAACGCUUCACAUCAGCCCUCUCAUCAACCCAUUUAAGUCCUCAAAAACAGCCUCCCAAGAAAGGAAAUGUAAAUCAAGAAACUAUUCCAGUGUCAGGUCAGACUCAGUGUGACAAAACACAUGCGAAGACCUUGCCACUCCCAACAAAAGCUCUGUGGAAUUAUGUCCAGUGGUUGUUAGGUAUACACCAUGAUGACUGUGAUUAUGCUGACCUGAAUAAACAUUUGGAUCCUCAAGUUAAGGCAUUUGUUAAGGCAGCUUGUUGUUAUCCAGAGAGCCUUGCUGAUGUUCACUCAAGUCCUUCAUCCACAAACAGUGUCCAAGCUCACAUGAUUGAGACCAGUGUAGUAGUUAUGGAAGCUCGUCUUCAGUCUGAACUUCUCUACGCCCUCCGAGCCGUCAUGCUACAUCAGUGUUGAUGUGUCAGCACUGAUGUGAUAUUACAAAUCCUUAAGAGAAUAAUAUAUGGUAUCUUUGUUCUGACUAGUUCUUGUUGCCAUUGAAAUUAGUUAAGUAACGUGUCAUGGAUUUUAUAUCUGUGAAUUUUUGUGCUACCCUUGAAUCUCUUCAUGUUGAGUAUUUUUAAUGUAAUGGAUAGUUGUUAAGGGCGGACAGAGAAGCUGUAAUAAUAUUCUUGGCUUUAUGUGGAGGAAGGAAUUAAUUAUGUAGUAAAUACAUGAGCCCAAAACAUUAAUUUUUCUUGUGUUCUUUAACGUGAAUCAUUUUCAAAAGUAACAGUUAUUUUAACUCCGGUUUUAAAGUGAAAACUUAUUGAAACAAAUACAGUAUAUACAGUAAGAACAAAUUAUUUCUGUAAAAAAUGGAAACAUUGUUAGUCUUACUUUAAUCUUUUGAAAACUAUUCAGCUUAAAUGGCAUUAGAAAAUAUUUUAACGCUGAUCUCAUGGUAAAGAUUUGUUAGGCACCCGGUAAUAUUUAACUUUUAUCUGUUAGUCUAUAAUGUAAUUGAGUUCUUGGUUCAGACCAACUAGUCAUAUGAUUAUUUUUUCUCCUUUUGAGGUAAUCUGAGCAGUUAAUUAUAAUUUUAUAUGAAACUUAGCCUUUACUUUGCGAGUUCUAUAUUUCAAGACAACUAUUUGUACAACUUUGAUAGUUUGUUUACAUAUAUUACAAAGAGGAAGCUUUUAAAGGGGAAACAAAAGUUACUCUUUCAUUAAAUAAUAUUAAAAAAAAUUUUUUUAAUAAGGUUUACAAAUUUUUUUGUACCUGAUUUUCAGGUCAUUUUAUAGUUGUUGUCUUUCAGUUCUAAAACAUUGUGUGAUCCAAGCUUACGGUAAGUACAUCCAAGGAACACAGACAUUAUGUAAAGAAUGCAAAUGUAGAUAUAUAUACCUUUAUCUCUAUAUAAAGCCUUUUUAUAUAGCCACAUAAAAACAUCUUCCAUGAAAGAAAUUUUCCAACAUUUGUACCUUUUACUGUCUCCAGUUUACUCACACAUAUGAAUAUUCUUACCACCUGUUUAACUGUAAGACUGAAGAAUCGAAGAUUGCUUUAAAAUUCAGUAGUUGAAUACCAAUAGUAACUGAGCAGAAUUAGUUAGUAAAGUACAGUAUUACAGGAAGAGAACAAUUCUGAUGUUUAUUCUUCCUCGUCUACUUAGCUUUCUGCGUACAUGCAGAAUAAUGUUGUGUGAAGGUUUUCUGUGUUACUGGGAGACCAUGCCCAUAUUGUGAUAUAUAUAUUACUAUACAUAUUUAAUAAGAAUGGAAUAUUUUACUCCUCCGAGGAAUAUGCCUUCUCUAUAUUAAAUUUUCACAUUUUACAUUAUCAUUCCACAAUGAACAGUAGAAUACAGGACAGUAUAGAAUAAGACUAUAAGAUAAGGCAAUACUUUAAAGGAUUCACUCAGGAAUUAUCUUAAAAAUGUACAAAAUACUGAUAAAAAAAUAUAAAUCUUAAUCCCAGACCUGAAAUAUGCUUACCGGGUAAUUAUCUUUUUAAAGAAAUUAGUUUCCUUCAGAGGAGCAUGUGAAAUCUAUUAGGAGUUCUUAUAUACUGUAUACAGUAUAUUGUAUCCAAAUGGAAUAAGGGAGGUUAUACAGUAUAUUGGCUGAAUCUGCACUGUAAUGUCAGGAAUUAACUAAAUAUUUUGUAAUUACUGUUUGCAUUAAUGAUUAAGACCAUUAUUUACAGUAAAAUUAUCUUGCAUACUGUAGUAAAAAAAAGCAAGAAAUGUUUGACAUUUUUACUGUCAGGUAUUCCACAAAUUGGAUGGUCUUGACAGAGAGAGCUGAUGAAGAGACAUUGAGGAUUUGAAUGCAAUUUCGUGGGUAGAAAACAGAAUCACAAAUAUUAUAUAAAUAUCGGUAUAAAAUACUGUGAAGCAACGGGGUUAAACCAGUUUUGGAGACUUGUUGUGGUAAGGGAGUAUCAUUGCUGAACACAUCUUUUACUGCAGCGAGAAUGAAUUAAGAGAAUAUGUGUAUUGUAUAUGCUUUAGUUGCUUUUGUAUCUGGCCACCAUGCAUUCUUGUACUAACACUCUUGGGUUUGGGUAGGAGUUCUCCUGUGAGACACUUGGGGUCUGGCCUGUUACUCUACUCACCUCACUCCACUUGACUGAGCCACACAAGAGAUAAUUGUGCAUAAUGAGUCAUAGCAAGGUUGCUAUUUGAGAUGAAAAGGUGGGAUUUGUUGGAUUAAUAUUGUAAAUAAUUUAUCUACAAGCACUUUUGUAAAGGUGAUCACGAUAAAAUAAUUAUUUUUAUACGUGAGGGCGAGUAGAACACAACAUUUUUGUUUACGCUUAAUAUAAAUGUUUAUACAUCACUUUAUACCUUUGUUUUUUCAUGUGAUUGCAAUGUGAAUCUUAUUCCAUUAUAAAGUAUACAUAUUUAUGAAUAAAUAGUUUUACAGGAAAAGUUGUGAAAAAAUUAAUAUUAAUUAAUAUUUUGCUUGGGAAAGGCAUCAGGAGGCACUACACUUUCACUAUAUGGUGCAAUCUCUUUGCAAUUUUUACACCCCCCCCCGUCUUGUUAGCAACACGAGGCAUGGUUCAAAACUCUCACAACACUGUUAUAAAUAAAUUAAAUCAUUGUGAUGCACGAGAAAACAGCACAAGACGCAACAAAAUGCAUGGGAAAUGUAAGUCAACCUAAUAUCCUGGGUCCUUUAAACACAACUGGGAGACUGGUGUAGUGACCUUGGAAUGCAGUCUACAUAGUUGCCAAAUGUACGUCUUGCGUCUCUAGCAUUCAUACGCAAAAAAAUUAUUUUAUUUUAAUUUUAUUUUUACUUCAUACGCAAAUUUGCGUAUGCACACUAUAAACCCACAUAUCUGGAUAAUAGAGAAUGUUCUCUUAAUGGACUAAAUUUUCCCUUAAUUUAGCAUUUCUGGUUUUAAUUGUGCAGUCAUUAAUGUCGUCAUCAUCAACAUCAUUAAACCCAAAUUUGGGACCCACUGGGCUCCAUGUCCUUGUAAGAUCCAGUAUCAAGGUAAAAGGAUAUUGAACCUAAAUCUCAAUUUGCCAAUAAGUUUGGGGACCAGUAGGACAUACGUAAGUUAUAACUUUAAUGGAAAAUGAAGGUUGAGCUCAAAACUAAGGAUGACAAUAAGUUGAGACACAGUACAGGGCCAAAUCUUCAUGUUUCUCUGAACACACGGUCUUAUUAGCUCACAGCCCAACGAGCCCCAUAGCUUAUUAAGACUCAAUAAAGUGAAAAAUAAAGUUUUAGUCCAAUGUUCCAUAAAGUUUUGGGUCCAUCAAGCCCCAUUUCCUAAUAAAAGUUAGUGCAAUAUUAAUGUAAAAUACUAUAAUGAUUGGGCUAAACUUUAAUCGGUGUGUACUAAAAAUUUGAUGCCUCCAUGCCUUGACCUUUAGCUGCUAUAUACCAGCAGGCUACCAAGAUUUUGGUGUAAAUUUUUUAAAUUGUGUGUCAAGUAAUGCCUCUAGGUAGUCCAACACCAUCCCUAGACUCCUAGCAUCUCUGUACAAUACACACACAGUUGUCAGGGAGGAAGUACAUUCAUCUAUGUCUCUUAGUGACCCACAAUCAUUCAUUUCACCAUGGCUGAAUCAUACUAGAUAAAUUAUUUACUUUUUUGUUUCCCAUUAGCCUGCAUGCUUAUCUUUAUUUUGUGAGAUGAAAAUACUCUAUAUUUUAUUUAAGAACUUUCAUUUCCUGUGAAAAUGGUGCUUAUAGUGCGCAACAAAUUUGUCACAAGCCCCAGGUGGAGGGUUAAGACCUAUAUGUUAUGGCAAAUGAAAAUUUACCCUAAAUCUUAUGUCAUUAAAUAUCACUUUUAUUAGGACUUGGGGUCAUUUAAAUCCUAUCAGCUAAUAGGCACCUUACUUGGUGGCACAUUCAUGUACUGUGCAGUAAAAACUCACUUUUUUUUUCCCAGAUAUGUAUGUUUCCAUAAAAGAAUUGUAUAAUUGGACAAACUCAAAUUCAUUAUAUACUGGGAAAUCACAUGUCUAACUCAUCUAACAUCAUUUAUAUGCUAAAAUGCAAACUUUAACAUUAUAUAGGUUUACGAGUUGAUGUAUUAAUUAUUUACAAGUAUUUCUCUGACAAGGCUGGUAAAUGUAUAAUACAUUCCACCAACAACCCCACACUUCCCACUGCUCCUUAUACAGUACGUAUAGUGACCUUUCAUUCCCCUCAUAUAGUCAAUUAAUGUAAUAUUGUGGUACAAUAACAGCUUUAGUGCAGUGUACAUUAUUUGAUGUAGAUUAGGCUGUAAUUAAUGAUGUGAGAUAUUGGUGCCUCUCACCAUGGGAGUGCUAUGUGAAUAUGGCACGGAAACUGUCUUGGUCCACAGAGACGAGUGUAAAUGCAAUGAUAAAAAUAGCCAUGUGUUUGAUUUUUGCCUUGAUGUGAAUCACGUCACAUCAAGUCCAGGUUAACAAUGGUUACUGUGCAUAUUAGAUAUUAUCAAGAUCAAUUAGAUCCUAUUGUGGAAAGUUUUUAAAACAUAGAAGUCUCUCUCUUGUGGUGGCCCUCAUGAAUCUGCUUAUCGUUGACUUCUGGUAAGUGAAGAACAUAUAUAUGUGUGUGUGGUUGCAAGUGCUGUAUGUAACUUAUUUAUUAUAUUUCCAAAAUCUUUAUAAUUUUAACAUUACCACUAUAAAAUGCACUUCUUAAAAAGGUUUUCAUUAGUCUCUUGUAAUUUGUCAAACAUAUUUUCAAACAUAAAAAAUUUUAAUACUUGUACCCAUCAAAAAAUGUGUUCUUGACAGUAUUGUUACAGGGUGAUUAUUUUAUGUAUGUCUAGGCGAUCCUUUUUAGCACCUUAAAUUGCAAAACAUUCAUCUACAUAUUUACACAACCUCAUUCAGUCUGUUUACAGGAAUAUCUUGGUGAUUUCUAUGUAGAAGGCUGCAUUAUUAUGUAUAUGGAUCACUGUACAGUACUUGGAUAAAAUCCUCUUCAUAGAGCUUCUAUAAGGAAGGCUAAGUACAGUAUAAUGUACAUGUUUAUACUUGUACGUGCUUUGUAGGUGACAAAUAUAUAGUCAUGGUAAGGAGGCAAUAUAUAUUUACUUAUAAAAUGUCUUAGUGUGACAAUACUGUAUAUUUACAAGGAAAACCUCUCAUGGUGGUGAUAUAUUUAUACAGCCAACCUGUAUGUGAUAAAGUGUAUGUUAAGAUAACUUGCUUAAUGCUUACAUUUUCCUUACUUCUAAGCACCAUUUCAGCCGGCUAAGUCCUCCAUUUUCAGUUCUGUACAAAUAGAAUUAUAUACAAUGGUAAAGCAAACCUCUUGCUUUUUAUUUAAAUUUAUUGGAGUCUAGCUGAUAUUAAUUAGUUUUAUGAUUUUGUUUUUAAAUUUUUUAGGCACUGUUAUACCCCUGAGAUCUUUGGAGUAAUAUUUGAUGAAUAAUGGAAGAAAAUGUAAAAAAAUUGGUUAAAUUAAAAUAUUUAACUUGUGGGCAUUUUGAUACAAAUACAGUACAGUUUACAGUAGUAUAUGUAUUUAAAUAGGUGUCUUAAGGUUACUGUACUUUACAAAUGAGGCAAUGUUUUCUUUGACUGCUGAUGUCUGAGAGAAUAAGCUAAAAGCCAAAUGGAUAACUUUUAGUUUGUUACUAUUUUUUAUUAAAUAACAUGAAUAUUAAAAAGUAUUGUUUCAGUCUCUUCUGUGGUGGUUCUAUAGUACAGUACAAUAUUAAUAUUUUGUUAUACGGUACAUGAUUUCUUGAAGUCCGCAACCAAAAAUCAAUGUGAUGAGUAAAUACUGCCAAUGUAUAAUUAUAGAAGAGGUACAAUUCAUGUAAGUAUGGUCUUAAGUCAGUGUAUCAUUGUGUUCAUAGUACAGUACAGUGCAUUAUAGUACAGUACAGUACAUGCCUUUUAAAUGUAAAACAGGGUUCAUAAGCUUUACCUGUUUGUGAACAAUAAUUCCUCCCAACAGAGAAUACUGUUAAAAAAAAUAAUUAAAUCUUUGUUUGAUUAGUGUCUGCAGUAUUAAAUAUAAAGAUGGAAGUUUCAGAGUUAAUGUAUAUUUAGCAGCAGUGUGUUGUGGGCAAGAGUAAGAACAUUAUUAGUACAGGGUAAUGCCAUGCAAGUUUAAAUGUUGUUAAUUUAGUGAUAAAAAUUGAAAAGAAUCUGAAAAGGAAAUGUAAGAGAUAUACCGAGUGUGACUGAAGUAUGCUGUGCUCCAGAGGAAAUGACACAAAGGUACAAGGUAGCUGAUGAUUGAUGAUGCCCACAAAUUUUUGAAUUUAUACCAUGUGCAGUAGUAAUUGCUUAAAGUGUAAAAUGCUAAGAUAUUAAAUGAGGUUUAAUAGAUACUAGUGAGAGUCUUGUACACAAUAUGUUCUCUUAUUCAAGUGCUGUCAUGUAUAACAAGUACUGUCUUAUGUAACAAACCCACACAAUGUAAGUCAUUUAAAAGGCAAUAAGAAUACUGGUUUACUUUU